GGCGCCUGACCGGCUUCAUACGAACCCGGCUAUGGCAGACAGGAGACGUGCUGCAGGUAGCUCCCCGGUCCCCCGGCCUCCUCAGAGGCAGACCAGCGAGGCAGAUUUCUUGGUGCAGGCUGGAGUGCGGACUAUGAUGCGGGAAGCUGUCCUCAAAUUGCUGGAAGCCAGGCCGGAGGAUCCAGUGGCCUUUCUGGCAGAUUACUUUGGGAAGCUCGGCCCGGGCCCUGCAGGUGGAGCUGCUGCUGAUCACGGUCCGCCGUUACCAGGACAACAGCGCCUGGCUCGUGCCCUGUGGUACCUCAAGCUGGCUCAUCACUCACAAAGGACUGCCUUUAACAACAAUCUGAGUGUUGCUUAUGACUGUCUCAGUGCUGGAGGAAAGAAAAAAAAGCCAGGUUUAAAUGGCAAGACUCACACUGACUUACUGACCAAAAUUUGUCAAGAUGGUGAUCUACCUAAAGAGACUUUGGCUGCUCUCCUUAAGAAGAUACAGUGCCGAGACCAUGAAGCUGUGCCAUUUGAUGUUUUCCGUUAUGGAGUAGUGACCUGCUUUGUAUUGAUAGAGUUCAGAUCCAAAGUGGACACUUUGUAUAAUAUUCUAGAUGAUGAUAGCAAGUCGGACCAAAAAGUUUGUCAAACAGUGCUGGACACUUUGGAAGAAGCUUUGGUUGCCAGUGGCUUAUCAGUCCCUGCUAGUUAUUUGGAAGCUGGUUCAAAAACUAGGACCUGAUUGUUUGGCCGUUGCCAUGCACCGUGCUCUUUUAGGUAAAACGGGUAUCCCUAUGAACCGCAGUGAAUUUUUAAAGGCAGCAUGUUCCCUCUUUCUUGAUAAAGUCAAACCAAUGCAUUGA
Staurois parvus is the source of this 854-nucleotide messenger RNA. Lineage: Eukaryota; Metazoa; Chordata; Amphibia; Anura; Ranidae. The record is from the annotation of a GenBank genome assembly.